Cinclus cinclus is the source of this 1791-nucleotide messenger RNA. It is a transcript of the gene GRB10, whose product is annotated as growth factor receptor bound protein 10. The coding region runs from base 1 to 1791 and encodes 596 amino acids. The transcript is spliced from 16 exons. The record is from RefSeq and is a predicted model, not a curated record. NCBI's taxonomy places the organism in Eukaryota, Metazoa, Chordata, Aves, Passeriformes, Cinclidae. Gene Ontology annotation, biological process: insulin receptor signaling pathway; negative regulation of Wnt signaling pathway; negative regulation of insulin receptor signaling pathway. Gene Ontology annotation, molecular function: insulin receptor binding.
AUGGCUUUAGCUGGCUGCCCAGACUCCUUUUUACAUCUUCCUUAUCGGAUAGACAAUGUAGAUCAGACUUCAGCUCAUGGUCGGCGGGAUCUGGUGGAACCGGGUUUCCAAGAACCGUCUAACCGCAUCUCCCUGAACCACCAAGAUGACGACGUGGACCUGGAAGCUUUGGUGAACGACAUGAAUUCCUCGUUUGAAAGCUUAUACUCUACGUGCAGCGUGCAGUCGGAAACCGCUCCGCUCCUUCAGAACGGCCAGCUGAGCCGCAGCCAGCUGCCCUCGCCGGGCCCCGGCACCCUGCAGCCCAUGUCCCCCAGGCAGAAGGUGCAGCGCUCCCAACCCGUGCGCAUCAUGGCAGUCAGGCGUCUUCAAGAAGAAGAACAGCAAUUCCGAACAUCAUCUUUGCCAGCCAUCCCAAAUCCCUUCCCAGAACUUUGUAGCCCUGCAAGCUCUCCAGUGCUGGCCCCUGGAUCUUUACCUCAGAGUCAACCUGCUAGUAAGCAUGAUGUAAAAGUCUUUAGUGAAGAUGGAACAAGCAAAGUGGUCGAGAUUCUAGCAGACAUGACAGCCAGGGACCUCUGUCAGCUGCUCGUUUACAAAAGUCAUUGUGUGGAUGAUAACAGCUGGACUCUAGUGGAGCAUCACCCUCACCUAGGAUUAGAGAGGUGCUUGGAAGAUCAUGAGCUUAUAGUUCAAGUUGAGUCCACAAUGGGAAGUGAAAGUAAAUUUUUGUUCAGGAAGAAUUACGCAAAAUAUGAAUUUUUCAAAAAUCCCAUGAAUUUCUUUCCAGAACAAAUGGUUGCCUGGUGCCAGCAAACAAAUGGCAGUAUCCCACAGUCACAACUUUUACAGAACUUUUUAAACUCCAGUAGCUGCCCUGAAAUUCAAGGUUUCUUGCAUGUGAAAGAGCUGGGUAGGAAAUCAUGGAAGAAACUGUUUAUGUGUUUGAGGAGAUCAGGACUUUAUUGUUCUACAAAAGGAACUUCAAAGGAGCCAAGACAUUUGCAAUUGUUGGCUGACCUAGAAGACAGCAAUAUCUUCUCUUUGAUAGCAGGCAAGAAGUUGUACAAUGCCCCUGCAGAGUAUGGAUUUUGUAUAAAGCCAAACAGAGUGAGAAAUGAAACUAAGGAACUGCGGUUGUUGUGUGCUGAAGACGAGCAAAGCAGGACGUGCUGGAUGACUGCCUUUCGACUCCUCAAGUAUGGAAUGCUACUGUAUCAGAAUUAUAGAAUUCCUCAGCAGCGAAAAGCCAUGCUUCCACACUUUUCCACUCCAGUAAGAAGUGUAUCUGAAAACUCACUAGUAGCAAUGGAUUUUUCGGGGCAAAUAGGAAGAGUUAUUGAAAAUCCUGCUGAAGCACAGAGUGCUGCCUUGGAAGAAGGACAUGCUUGGAGGAAACGUAGCACAAGAAUGAACAUCUUGGGUAGCCAAAGUCCACUCCAUCCUUCCACACUGAGUACAGUUAUUCAUAGGACACAGCACUGGUUUCACGGCAGAAUCUCUAGAGAAGAAUCUCACAGGAUUAUUAAACAACAAGGGCUUGUAGAUGGAUUAUUUCUUCUCCGGGACAGCCAAAGCAAUCCAAAGGCAUUUGUACUUACAUUAUGCCAUCAUCAAAAAAUAAAGCAUUUUCAAAUCCUGCCGUGUGAAGAUGAUGGACAGAUAUUUUUCAGUCUGGAUGAUGGGAACACCAAAUUCAGUGAUCUAAUCCAGCUUGUUGAAUUCUAUCAACUAAACAAAGGAGUCUUGCCCUGCAAACUCAAACACCACUGCAUCCGAGUGGCCUUAUGA